UGAUAUUACAAGUGCGAUGUGUGAUGAUGUGUGUAAACAAAAAAAGUGCAUUAAUGUUCCGCGAAAUGUUUGGCAAACCUGACGCAAAUCUAUGAUAAAUGUUAACUUCAUCGAAUGAUUGGAUGGACAUUGAUGUCAAGAAAUAUUUCGGUUACCAUCACAACGAAGCAUUUCAGUGAGCAUUGUGGACACCGCCAUCACGGUGAUUCUCGUAAUCUCAUCAGCCAUCGGUCGAGCAACGCCAGAUCCUCGAGCUGCAUCGUGACCCUUCCUUCCCCCCUUCUUGGACGGGAGGCCAAGUUACACGCUUGCACGCCGGAUACAUCGCGAGGCAAUUAAGGAGAUUUACGGGAAACGCAGAUGGAAAUUGGAAGGGUAUCGAGGUUGGCCGGCAUCGUUCUGGCCCUUAUCUCGAUCACGACCACGUGGUCCCGGCAUGGUUGCUGCGUCGCGGAACUUUACACCGCGUUGGCGGACAUGGAGGAAUUGUUGGAGACGGAGGCGGUGCUCAUCGACACUCUGAACGGGUACAUCAAGGCGCAGGAGGAACGUCUCGCCACUCUGAGAAAAAACGUGGAGGAUUACGCGAGAGAGCACGAGGAGGCGUCGAGAAACAUUCAGCAGUACCUGUCCAAUCCGAUCAACGCUUAUCUAUUGGUGAAACGGCUGACCACGGAUUGGAAACGGGUCGAGGAGCUGAUCACCCAGGACGUGGGCAAGUCUUUCGUGGCGAAUAUAACCAGCUCUAGGAGCGACCUUAAAUUCCCAACUGACGAGGAUCUUAAUGGGGCGGCCGUCGCUUUGAUGAGGUUACAGGACACGUACAAACUCGAGACUGCACAAGUCGCCAGGGGCGUGUUGAACGGGGUCCAAUACAGCACAGGAUUAACCGCCAGCGAUUGUUUCGAACUUGGAAGACAGUCUUAUCAUAAUCGUGAUUACUAUCACACCGUCCUGUGGAUGCAGGAAGCCAUGGAUCGUCUUCAAGAGGAACAAAACGCGACCACAACUUCGAAACCAGACAUAUUAGAGUAUUUGGCAUUCUCGACGUAUAUGCAAGGUAACGUGGCGCGAGCUUUAAGCAUGACGAACGAGCUAUUGGAAUUGGUGCCGACGCAUGAACGUGCUCUGGGCAAUAGAGCUUACUACCAAAAGGAGAUUCAGAGCAAAGCGAGCCAAUCGAAGAAAAAACGGGGCGAAGAUGGUCAAGAUGACACCGCUGUUCCUGCACAACAUUUCACAGUUGCCGAGGAAAGAGUAAAAACUUUGGACGAAAUGACAGAGAGGGAACGUUACGAGAUGCUGUGUCGUGGCGAGGUAACGAUUCCGCCAGAAGUGCAGAAGAAUCUGAAGUGUCGUUACGUCGAUCGUGGAAUUCCCUUCCUAAAAAUUGCUCCAUUCAAAGAGGAGGAAGCUUAUCUCGACCCGAGGAUAGUCGUUUACCACAACGUGAUAUACGACGACGAAAUCGAGACUAUUAAAAGAAUGGCGCAACCGAGGUUCAAGCGAGCUACUGUACAGAAUUACAAAACUGGUGCCUUAGAGAUAGCGAAUUAUAGGAUUAGUAAGAGUGCUUGGCUUCAAGAGCACGAGCACAAACACGUGGCAGCUGUGAGCAGACGUGUGGAACAUAUGACGAGCAUGACUGUCGAUACGGCAGAAGAAUUGCAAGUGGUUAAUUAUGGUAUUGGUGGUCAUUACGAGCCACAUUUUGAUUUUGCGAGGAAAGAGGAAACAAAUGCAUUCAAGAGUUUGGGAACUGGGAAUCGUAUUGCAACAGUUUUAUAUUAUAUGAGUGACGUAGAACAAGGUGGAGGUACUGUUUUCACAGCCAUUAACAUUGCUUUGUGGCCCAAGAAAGGUAGCGCCGCCUUCUGGUAUAAUCUCAAACCCAAUGGAGAGGGAGAUUUCAAAACUAGACACGCGGCAUGUCCUGUUCUCACGGGUUCCAAAUGGGUGGCAAACAAAUGGCUUCACGAAAGAGGUCAAGAAUUCCUGAGGCCGUGUACUCUCGAAAAUCAAACGGCCGAUGAAGCUGACGUCAGGCACUGAAUCGUUAUUCUGACCCCGGAUCGUCAUUAGUGAAAAUGAACAGAAAAAGAGAAUGUUGAUAAAUCUCUAAUUUCCUUAAUCGACUGCUGAAACGCGAGAAACUUAAAGUACAUCUACGCCGUUGUAAACAGUGUGUUUAACGUUGAAUGAGAAUUAUGAGAACAUUGAAAUUAAUUCGCGGUGAUUUUUUUAUAAGUCAAACAACUUUUCUCGAUGGUAAAAAAGCAUAAUUUUAAACGAUCGCAAUCUUGAUGAGAAAACUGCCAAUGUUUAAUUAUGCAUUUAAAAUAAUGAAAAAAAAUAUAUAUUUUUAUUUUUUAUCUUGUAAGAAAUAUUACAAAAAUUGUACGGCAGUUUUCUUUUUAUAAAUUCGUUCAUUGUAAUCUAUGAAUAAUAUUAUCCUUAGAUCCUAGGAUUUUUACAGAAGCACGUAGGCGGUAGCGUAUGUUAGAAUAUCAAGCAAUAACAAGUUGCACAUUUGGGCCAGUUACUAGUUUUUUCCCUAAAAGAAAAUCGAAAUUCUUGUGAUUGUGUACAGAAGAAAAAUAUCGUGCACAGAAAUUAUAUGUAACAAUCCUGUGCAAAAUCCUAAACAUUUUCAUCGCAUUUAUUAACAUAAUUAACGUGUAAGAAUGUAAAAUGUGGAAUCUAGUAUUCCUGUGUUCAUCAAAAUAUUCUAAUGAAAUCUUUAAUCACAUCGUUCCUUCUCCUACGACAUGUUUCACCCUCUUAAUUGGGUCUUUUUUGUAAAUAGUAGUAAUAUAAUCGAGAAACGUCGACAAUUUCUUAAAUCCAUUCGUCUUGUAUACGAAUCAUUUGUAAAAAUAAGAAAAAAAUAAAAUAAAAGAGGAAAGGAGAAAUGACAAAUGGAAAGAAAUAUAGAAUCUAUCGACGGAGAAACAUGUCUGUUUUACACCGUGAUAUUGAUCUUAGCAUUUAAGAUGUUAUUUUGCGAGCUUCGAUGUCCGUCAUCGUGGAACGAACAAAAAUUUAUCGAAAUUAUUAAAGUAGAAAUCAAGUAA
Apis laboriosa (Himalayan honeybee) is the source of this 3074-nucleotide messenger RNA. RefSeq names its product prolyl 4-hydroxylase subunit alpha-1 (gene PH4alphaEFB). Gene Ontology annotation, cellular component: endoplasmic reticulum. The transcript has 12 exons. The coding region runs from base 361 to 2052 and encodes 563 amino acids. NCBI's taxonomy places the organism in Eukaryota, Metazoa, Arthropoda, Insecta, Hymenoptera, Apidae. Gene Ontology annotation, biological process: peptidyl-proline hydroxylation to 4-hydroxy-L-proline. Gene Ontology annotation, molecular function: iron ion binding; procollagen-proline 4-dioxygenase activity; protein binding. The record is from RefSeq and is a predicted model, not a curated record.